AUGGAUCGCUUUACCGAACAACUCUUUGGUAAGCAGAACCAGACUGCGAGGUCACGACUCCCAGAGGAGCCCAGUUUCAUGGAAACAUUUGCCAAGAAUCUGGCCAAAUCUGCUGCAAAAUCUGCUGCCAAACGAGCCAUGGGCCAGACCUCCUCUGAGAAGCGUACCCGCGAUUGGGCUCGGGGUACUAGCAGUAACCAGAUCAACCCUGAGGACUUUCGCGGCGUUGCGGAGUUUGUUAUUGGUAUGCUGAGUAGUAACAGCAAGUCCGAACAGCCCAGAAAGGGUGAGGACGAUCGAAAGAAGGAUAGAAAGAGGAAGAGGGAUAAGUAUAAGGACCGGAGCAAAGAAGUUCCGAGGAGUAGGGAUGUAGAGGAUGAGGGUGAGAAGUAUGGAUCGGAUAAGGAGAGGCGCAAGAGGAGACGCCAUCGUGUUACCUUUGCAGAGCCGUACUAUGAAGCUCGUCCCCAGGAGGAAACUUACUAUCCACCACCCUACGAGCCUCGCCGUCGUCGCGACCGACCACAUGAAAAGGAUCCAAGUCAAACCCAGGGACAGGAACAGGGCCAAGAACAAGAGCAAAGACAUAGCCGAGGUGAAUACGACGAGAUGGAAGACCGAGAAGAACGAAGGCGUCGUCGUCGCCAACGCCGCUACAAGCGAGACCUAGACCUCAAGACUCUCAAGACAGAGCUAGAAGCCAUGUCGAGCACCAUAAUCUCUCUGAAUGCGCGCGGCGCUAGUCACCGCGACUGCGAGUUCUACGAUCGCUUUGUUCGAAAGGGCGGGAGACUGCAGGACGUGAUCGGAAGCACACUGGGUCAGAUCAGGGGAUUACAGGAUGGUGAUACAGAAGCGGAGGAGAGGCGACGGAAGAGGGAUAGAAGGAGAAGGGAGAAGAGAUGA
Molecule: messenger RNA, 906 nt
Organism: Fusarium venenatum
Lineage: Eukaryota; Fungi; Ascomycota; Sordariomycetes; Hypocreales; Nectriaceae
Source: RefSeq, a predicted model, not a curated record